CAUACAGUCAGUCACUAUGUCAACUCUGAGACCGGUAUAGUUGCAUGAGUUUCUUGUGGUCUUUCAACUGGAAGUAUAAUUAUAAUGCGGCCCUUUUCGAUCGUGGCGAUUUUACUGUCAGUUGCAGCUGCUUAUUAUAUUUAUCUGCCUCUGCCCAGCACUAUAUCAGAGCCAUGGAAACUCAUGUUUAUGGAUUCUAUAUUGCGUGGUGUAAUGCAUGUGAGCUUUUUAGCUCACAAUCUUGGACUGAGUCGACCUUUUGAUAUUGCAAAGUAUGCUGCAUCAUGGGAUGAAAUAAAGGGUCCACAGUCCAGCCCAGUAAUCCGGGUCACAGAAACGUCAUUUGGAGGAGUGCAGGCGCAAGUGUUCGAGUCCACAGCAGCAGACCAAGAACCACCUUUGAAAAGAGGUGUGGUCUAUUUCCACGGAGGUGGAUGGACACUCGGCAGUGGAAAGAUGCAAACGUAUUUCCUUCAGUGCUGGUCUAUGGCUGAAGAGUUGGAUGCAGUUGUAAUAUCAAUUGAGUACACGCUGGCCCCGGAGGCACGUUUCCCAGAUCAGUAUAACGAAGCCAUUCAGGCCUCCAAACACAUCCUGACAGCCGAGGUGUUGAGUCGGUACUCCAUAGACCCGAAACGAGUGGCUGUGUCAGGGGACAGCGCCGGUGCCAAUCUGGCCGCUGCUGUGGUGCAACAGAUGGCUUUGGACAAUAGUGCUUCUAUUAAGUUCAAAGUUCAGGCACUUCUCUACCCUGUGCUUCAGGCCUUGGACUUCAACACCCCCUCGUACCAGCAGAACGGCCACAUUCCCAUCCUGCACCGUCCACUCAUGGCUCGCUUUUGGCUUGAGUACCUAAACGGGGAUCCAAGACUUGUUACAUCUUUACUGGCAAACAACCACUCAAUCUCAACUCCAAGCCAGGAGAUAGCAGCGGCCAAAGCCAAGACCAACUGGACCAAGCUUCUUCCGGUGGCCUUCCAGAAGAGCUAUAAACCUGUGUUUCCGCUUCACGGCGACCCAAAGCUGCUGGAGAAGCUGCCAGGGCUGCUGGAUGUGAGAGCAUCGCCUCUACUAGCUGAAACAGAAGUGCUGAAGGCCGUGCCGCCCGCUUACAUCAUGACCUGUGAGCAUGACGUGCUGAGAGACGACGGACUCAUGUACGCCACACGACUGGAGGAGGCCGGAGUCCACGUCACUGUUGAUCAUGUUGAAGAUGGCUUCCAUGGAUGCCUCAGUUUCGCUUUUGGACCCUUUCGGUUUUCUGUAGGCUUUCGAAGUUUUAGGAGUUAUAUCCUCUGGUUGAAGGAGAACCUCUAGCAGAUGUUUUUUUUUUUUUGGUGGGUGGGUGGGU
Carassius auratus (goldfish) is the source of this 1351-nucleotide messenger RNA. Its product is annotated as neutral cholesterol ester hydrolase 1-like. Gene Ontology annotation, cellular component: membrane. Lineage: Eukaryota; Metazoa; Chordata; Actinopteri; Cypriniformes; Cyprinidae. The transcript is spliced from 5 exons. The record is from RefSeq and is a predicted model, not a curated record. Bases 85 to 1317 code for a protein of 410 amino acids. Gene Ontology annotation, molecular function: carboxylic ester hydrolase activity.